AGAUUGCUUAAAAAGAAAGUGAUUUGGAGUGAUUUUGACUGGGAGAGUACCUCUGCCCUAUCGGACGUUCCUUCAUUCAGGUGGGGGGGUUACCCCGCGGCAAGAUGGCGGCGGCAUCGACGCACACGUUCCACUGAACCGCACAGCUCAGGCGAUAUCGAGUCAACGUCUAUAUAUAUAUAUAUCUAUGGCCAACAAGCACUAGGACGUAACGAAGCCUUUGUGCGUUUGGAACUCAGCCCGUCUCGCCCUGUGUUUCCGGGGGUCAGGUAUGAGCGUCUGGAGGACCAGCUGAAUGACCUCACAGAGCUCCACCAGCACGAGACCAUCAACCUGAAGCAGGAGCUGGCCGCCAUCGAAGAGAAGGUCGCCUACCAGGCCUACGAAAGGGCCCGCGAUAUCCAGGAGGCGCUGGAGUCGUGCCAGACGCGAGUGUCCAAGCUGGAGCUGCAGCAGCAGCAGCAGCAGCAGUCCACCGCCCAGCCGGAGAGCGCCGACGCCAAGGUGCUCCUCGGCAAGUGCAUCAACAUCAUGCUGGCCAUCGCCACGGUGAUCCUGGUGUGCGUCUCCACUGCCGCCAAGUUCGCCGCGCCCCUGCUGCGCAGCCGGCUCCACCUGGGACUCACCUGCACCGCCCUGUCCCUGCUGGCGCUGGUGUGGCGGCACUGGGACAACCUGCAGGGGGCGCUGGAGCGCACGCUGCUGCCGCCGCCGCGCUGACUCGUGUGUGCGUUAUGCAUGUGUGUGUUUGUGUGUCGGGACGGACCCCGCACACAGACAUGCGCACGCAGACCUAUGAACUAUAAACACACACACACUCACUUGUCUUUGUGGGGACACAGGAUUACCUGGCAGCCACACACUUAAGGGACGUCACUUUAGAAACACUACCGAUUUUGGGGACACUGCUUUCGGGCACAUUGUGAUUUUGUUUUAUUGCGUUCCUAUUUCGAGGUUGUUGUGUAACCGUGAAUCACCCCGGAGGUAAGCACCCGGAAAGUGUUAAAUUAUUUCCAAAGUGAAACUAAAGGUUCUCUUUCUAAUGAGCUGUUUUUUCCGUAUUCUUUUAUGUCCCCAAUAAGGAAAGUGUGUUUGCGCAGGAGAACGGGAACAAAUCAAUGCAACGUCUACACCUCAUAGUGAUCUGUGACCCGGGGGGGGGGGGGGGGAGGGAGGGAGAGAAGAGGAAGAGUUCUGUAUUGUAGCCUUACAUCAACCUGCUUCCCCUACAGCCCUAAUGAACAGACAUUAUAGGGAAGCGGUUGUGCUCGGUUAUUUUCUAAUUUAAGAGAGUACUGCUUCAGACGCACAUUGCGAAAAUAAAUCGCCGGUCUGCAACAUCAAUUCCGUUCCCUUUCCUAGAAAUCUUGCACCGUUGACGUCAUCGGACCAGUGGUCAGAGGUUUGCGUUCUCCGUUAGUCAUUCCUGACCAUCUUUCGAAGGAGUUAUCCCCCGCUCUGCGUUCCGCCUCAGGAUUUCUUCCUUGCUGAUUAGGGGCGUUUUCUCUUGCCCUCUUUGGGAGCUAAGGUCAAGUCAGUGGGUGUCUUAACUAUUUGGCCGCUUAAGCCCUUUGAGACUGUAAUGGUGAUUAGGGCUAUACAAGUAAAAAGUUUGAUUUAAUUUAAUUUAAUUCAAUUUAAUACUCAAAAUAGGAGCAAAGACGUCGAUAGUCCAACCUUUCCCCAAAUGUUCUUGCUCUUCUAAAUUAGAUAAAGCUGAUUGGAACGGCUUUCAAUUAUCAUGAAACGCAAACUUUGUUGUUUUGGGGAGAUGUUGGGGAUGGAGUCAGAAGCAGCCAGGUGGAUCAGAGGCGAAGCAUGAUGUGAUAUCUGUCUGUACGUGUCUAAAAAGCGGUGUUGACACCACUAAGAACUCCAGCUGCUCGACAAGUGUAUUCAAGCCUAUGACAUGCAUCUCAAGUAUGUUUGGAGCAAAACUCUGGGAGGGUGUUUCUGUUUCCGAAAACGCCCCAAAACCCUGCCCUCAAGUUUUAGAAACACUAUCUUUAAGAGGGGGUGUUUAUACAUCUAAUUAUAUCAUGAAUCUCACUACAACGUUGAUGAAUGCAUAACUAGUUCUAUGUGUUUCAUGUACGCAUCGGUUGAAUUUCACACGAUUCUCUCCCAAGAACAAAAAAAUGACAUUGGCACACAUUUUUGGAACAGAAAUCUGAAAAUAAUGUAUUUUUGAGGGAAUAAGGUGAAUAUCUUUUGUAGCCCCAAAACCGUGGAAUUACAUACCAGCCGGAUGGGAUUUGAAGACAAGGACACAUCUUUCCAAUUUCUAAAUGGAAAUUAUUGUGUGUGGUGCUCUGUUUUUAUCUGUUUGUCUGCCUGCUUGUUGUGAGUCAAUAUGUAUGGAAAAGUGUGGGGAAUGUUUCAAUCCACUGGCUUUGGUUUGUGUGAAUCGUUGUGUCGUGGUGGAGAUCCUUUUCGUUUGGUUUGGGUGUCGUCAAAGUGUGCUCUCUCUCGCUCCAAGACUCUAGUGGGCAUCUGGUGUCCAGUUUGUCUCUUGACCUCUCUCUAUCUCUGUUUGUGGGUGUGAUGGGGAAUCUGCAAAAUGUAUUUCGGGUGCUCAAUAAAAAUGGAAUUAGCUCGGGAAGUGAGCGGGGACGUUUUUCUACAGAAGGGGCAGUGACUGUAAAAUAACUGCCGGAAGUGAAUUGCCUUUUUUAUUUCUUUCAUUUUCAUUUUUUUGUAUUUACUUUCAGUCUCACUAUUUUUCUGCCAUUCUUCCUCCUUUCAUGAUUUUUUUUUUUUAUAGAAAAUCUUUUGUGGGAAAGCCUUUUGUCCGAGCAGACGAAGCAGAAUGACUCCUGCAACCCCCCCCCCCCCCCCCCCCCCCCUCCCUCUCACCUCUUGCAUCAUUCUUUCAUCAUGUGUUUCCAGUUGGAUUGUUAUUGGUUUUGGGGAUUAAUCAAUCACUGAAAACACAUUAUCUUUGCAAUUCUGUGCUCCAAACGGCUUAUCUCUGUCUUUUUGUUCAUAUCUAUCUAUCUCUUUUAAGUUCAUACUUUUAAUUCCGAUGCUUGUCUCUGGGAAUGUCCUAUCUGUUUGUUGUUGCAUCGUUGCAACUGUGGUUCUCCCUCUUUUUCAAAUUACUAAAUAAAUCCUUAUUUGUUUUCUAAAGAAGAUGCUCAUUC
Gadus macrocephalus (Pacific cod) is the source of this 3143-nucleotide messenger RNA. Its product is annotated as transmembrane and coiled-coil domain protein 3-like. The record is from RefSeq and is a predicted model, not a curated record. The annotation marks the transcript as partial. NCBI's taxonomy places the organism in Eukaryota, Metazoa, Chordata, Actinopteri, Gadiformes, Gadidae. Gene Ontology annotation, cellular component: endomembrane system. The transcript is spliced from 2 exons.